Suillus fuscotomentosus is the source of this 1845-nucleotide messenger RNA. RefSeq lists its product as uncharacterized. The record is from RefSeq and is a predicted model, not a curated record. The transcript is spliced from 4 exons. Lineage: Eukaryota; Fungi; Basidiomycota; Agaricomycetes; Boletales; Suillaceae. The coding region runs from base 1 to 1845 and encodes 614 amino acids.
AUGCCCCCAAUACGUUCACCCACUGUAAGGCAUUCAGCAUGCCUCAAGCAGCUUUCCAAAAUAUCUGCUGGUCUAAAUAUGAGUGAACUACCACCACCACCACUGCACCGCUGCCACAACCACCACAACCACCACAACCACAACAACCUUUGGAAUCUUUGCAUAGCAGGGGGAGGGCUAGGGCUAGGGGGAGAAUCCCCCCAACAUCAAUCUGCAACCGAUCUGGACAACAACAACACUACAGGCCCUGAAGAUUGGCCUAUAACUCAUGAGGACAACACCAGCUUUGUCCCCACCAAGAUCAGGUGGGACACCACCAAUUUUGACGGCACUACAAUCCUCGUAUCCUGGCUUGCCGCACAUCCAGCUGACUGUUGCGCAAGAGUAAAGCCUGAUAUCUACCUUGUAAUCGCCAGACAUGUAUUCGAAAAUGACCCAACAUAUGGGACCCGGUACACUGUAGAAGGGAACCAGCCAAAGUUUGGACAAGCCAUUGCCAAUUGUCUUGCAUAUCUCAGGGGGAAGUAUAAGGCUGCAACUGAUCGUUUUGGGAUGACUGGCGCUGGCGUCAACCCUCUUGACCCUCUAUCUCAAGUAAAUCUUCGAGGCAAGUUUUAUUUUAAAUUGUUUAAAUUAUCUGACCAAGCUAGAACCAUUACAGCGCAAGUAUUGUCUGAAUUUACCUGGUUCGAAGACCUGGAUGCACUGUGGAAGGACAAUCCUGCUUUUGCCCCAAAGACCUUCUCCUCCAUUCCUGGAAACGAUCGCACUGGUGCCCUCCAUGCGCUAACACAGCCUAAACACAAACAGACCUCUCACCCUACUGGCAAGCAGGUUGCCUCUCAUCCUGCAAAUUCCAGUGCCACUGCAGAUGAUUCCAUGGUGCGCUCACAAGCAAAGGGGAAAGGGAAGGCUCCAAAUUUUGAACCCGAUGAUGCCCCUCAUCCUACUGCCUCCCAAGAUCUUUCCAAUACCAACCCUAACCUCGAUGAUAUGGAUGCUGACCUCGAUGAUAUGUACACUGACAAUUCGCCUGACAAAGGCAUGCCCCCUGCUACCUUUAUUGGGGGGCACAACCCUCCAUAUGACCCUACAUACAACAACUUUGACCCUGCACUCGAGGAGCGUGACACCAGAAAUUGGGAUGAUGGUGCUGAGGAGUUGGAGAUGGAGGUGGAUAACGAGGAACAGGAUAACACUCAGUGCCCAAGCAAUAAACACCCACACCAAAGAUCCCCCUCACUAUCCCAUGCCUUCAAGCCAACACAUUGCACCCCGCAGUAUGAUCGUCGUGAAGCAGCCUUCACUGGCAAGUCUCACGUUGCUCGUUCCAUGGAUCAUGGCUCCCCUCGUGCAAAAAAGCCAGCAUCUAUGUCGUCCUUGUCGGUGAAUACCCCCAGCACGUCCACAUGGACGUUUGCUUCAUCACCCAGCAUGGUAUCACAAGACUCACAGACUUCACUCAGACCCGGCCGGAAAAAGGCUGCACACAAGUGCAGCCUUUCAGGGCAUGUUCAAUUGGGAACAUCAGAUGUGCUUGACCAAGUAAGCUCUCUCACCAACGAUAUGAGCUAUAUCUACUCUGCAAAGGAAUCUGCCUCUGAGUACAAAAUUGCCAAGGUCAAUGUGCUAUGCCAUGAGUGCAAUAUACAAUUCCAAUGGGAGCAGGGUGUAAUUGAGCACAGUGAAGCUGCUUCAGUGCACCAGUGGUCACAGGAGGCAAAGGCACUCGAGCUUCAUCUUCUCAAAGCCCAGGCCAAAGUUCAGUCAGAGAAGGCAGCGGCUCUUCACCUCGAAAUUGAGUUGAUCACUCUCAAAGAAGGGUCAUCAUCGAAAGAGACUUAA